CCCCUUCCUUUCUCUUAGGGAAGAGUUGCCCAGAGGACGUGCCCACUUAGCUCCGCCCCUCCAAGCUGUAAGUUGCUGGGACGGAUUCUCCUGUGCGCGGUCGUCCGUUGGGUGCCAUCUGUGGCGUCGUCGGUCAGUCUAAGGCUGAGAGACAUAUCUUGAAAGAAGUUGCUGUGGCUGAUGUCGAAGAGGUUACUGCCUAUGUUCUCCUCUAGGAUUCUGAUGGAUUCCUUUCUCACAUUGAGGAACCUGAAUCUUGAAUUUUCUGAGGACAGCAUCUAGGCUUCAGAGUUCUUACCAGCUAAUUUGAGUUUGGUUCAUAUCAUCUGCAAACAAAAUGUAAAUUGAGCUUAUGAAAUGGGGCCAGCAUAUGUGGAUUUUCACCAGCAAGACCUUGCUUCAAAGAAGGCUGUCCCUUUGCAAGGCAGUAGACCAGCAGCUGUAAUCCGCGGCCGUCCUGUCACACCUUCAUCAUGUUUCCCUUGACCAGAAAUGCACUGAAUCAGUUCAAGAUUCGAAGCAUUCAACAACUCAGGUCAAGGCAGAGUCACAAAAAUCAUUCUCAAGAUUUCCAUGAUAGAUACGGUAACACUGUAUUAGCCAGUGGGACGGCUUUCUGUGUUGUUGCAUGGUUGUUCACGGCCACACAGAUUGGAAUAGAAUGGAACCUGUCUCCAGUCGGCAGAGUCACCCCAAAAGAAUGGAAUGAUGAGUAACCAUCAAAGUUACUGUAAUACAAAAUUGUUUCAAAAUUAACUUGUUACUUAAGCACUCUGCUGCUCAUUAAAUAUAACAUAAUUGAAGAAAUAAAAUACAUU
Mustela lutreola (European mink) is the source of this 818-nucleotide messenger RNA. Its product is annotated as cytochrome c oxidase subunit 7B2, mitochondrial. Gene Ontology annotation, biological process: mitochondrial electron transport, cytochrome c to oxygen. The record is from RefSeq and is a predicted model, not a curated record. The transcript has 5 exons. Lineage: Eukaryota; Metazoa; Chordata; Mammalia; Carnivora; Mustelidae. Bases 474 to 716 code for a protein of 80 amino acids.